CGAUAAUGAACACAACCAUGAACAGUGCCAAUCACUCCCGUAGGGAUGAACACUGGGAAGCUUGCAUGAACAUCCCCAGAUGGUACUGCUUUCUUGGGUCAUCCAUCGGAUCUUUUCUAUUGGGCAUUGCGGUGAUCAUUUCCUAUCGACUGUUGAACCAAUUAUUUGGAAAGGUUUCCGCAUGCUGCGCAAGGACGAACCGGACGCCAAAGGGUGCUGCACCGAAUGACCGUUCGUUUGAACUCGCGGAUUGCAAUCGUCUGCUAAAAGACGUAAAAUCCAGUUCUGUUUGUUCCAGUUAUGUCAAUGUAUCGAAUGAGGCAAUGGAUCAAAAGCAACACGCUUCCAUGGAGGCCAGUAACCUAUCUGUCUCACCGUCAGCACCAAACUUUUGCGAGCGCGUGUUAAAUGCCGUACGUGCCUGUAGACAAGGAGUUCAUAUCUGUGCGGUCCGCCUCGUGAGCUAUCAGUGGUUACCUGGACGUAUUUUCAUCGCAUUAUCCAUGAUCCUCAGUCUAUGUUCGUUUGGAAUCUAUGUCUCCGAGGCGACAAGAUGGCCGGCUGAUGUUGAAAAGUGUGGCCACAAAGGUCGUCGAAUGCGGAAUCUUGAUUUUCUCAUGAAUGUGUUCUUUUUACUUCAUUUUCUUGCCCGUCUUAUCGCUGCUCCUGAUGCUCUGAUAUUUUGGGUUGAUUGGUUCUCAAUUCUUGACUACCUGACUGUUCCACCCACGUUGCUGGGGUUCUGGAUGAAGCGUACUUGGCUUGGUUUUCGUUUUGUCCGGGCAUUCCGGCUCCUCAACUUGUCCGAGGUUCUACACAAUUUCAAUGUGAUCAAAACCGCCGCCAGCCUUCGACUCUGUCACUUUUGUACACUAUUUCUUUCAAUCUGGCUUUCGGGGGCUGGUAUGUUCCUUCUGUUGGAGAAUACGGGUGAACUGUUCACAAAGAACAUUUAUCAUGUUGUCAAUCCGAUCGACUACCCGAGUGCGUUGUAUUUUACCAUUGUCACCAUGUCCACCGUGGGUUACGGAGAUAUUACACCACAAACAGUACUAGGUCGAGUAUUUGUGAGCCUCUUCAUUCUAAUCGCCUUGGCAACAUUUGCAAGUGCUAUUCCGGUGAUUGUGGACAGCUUUUUCAGCGUGCGGAAAUAUUCCGGAUCGUACGUGAAGCAACAAGGCAAGUCACACAUUGUGGUGUGUGGUGACAUUACAACGGAUUCAGUUAGGACCUUUCUGUCCGACUUUCUCCACGAGGAUCGUCAACGUUCCGAUGUCGAAGUCGUUUUCAUCAAUCCGUGUAUGCCCGAUUUGCAGCUUCAAAGCAUCUUGAGGUUACAUUUCUCAAGAGUGAAAUACUUUCAGGGUACAGUGAUGGACCACAAUGACCUGGAACGCGUUCGGAUGAGUGAAGCUGACGCUUGUCUGAUUCUGGCCUCUUCCACGACCACUGAUAAUCAAGAAAAGGACGCUGCUAACAUCAUGCGUGUGAUUGCCGUGAAGAACUACGCCAGUCACGUGCGAGUGAUUGUCCAACUGUUGCAGACAGAGAACAAGGCACAUUUAUUCAAUAGUCCAUACUGGAACUGGGAUGCGGGGGAUGAAAUCAUUUGUUUCAGUGAGAUGAAACUGGGAUUCCUCGCUCAAAGCUGUGUUGCACCAGGAUUCUCCACGCUAAUCACCAACCUAUUCUCAAUGCGUUCCGAAAGCGAGCUGAUGCACGUGGAACAGCAAACUGACUCGAAUUUCAGACCGUACACCACCCUAGAAGAAGAAGCCGCAAUCGAUGAUGGACAAGAACAUGGGGAAGGAGUUGGGCUGGCUUUGGAUGCAGGAUAUUUUGAUCCAGGAGAUAUUCACGCGUCGGUCAGUCAUCGAAUGCUGAAUCUAGAAUCAUCAAAGCAGCCCAAGGGGCACGCAAAAGCUUUUUUGAGAAGCAUCUUCCAAGUGCGUUCACCAAAACCGGAAGUUCCACCUUCAAAAAUCGUUUCCACCACCGGUGGUACGGCAUUUCGCCAGAAUCCACUCACGAAAUUUCGCCGUUCAGUUCAACAGGAUCCAUACUGGCGUGUCAAUUAUUUCCGAGGUGCAAGUAUGGAACUCUAUUCAGCUCCUCUGUCCAGUUCUUUCGAAGGUCUGACAUUUGCUGAAACUGCGGUUAUUUGUCGGAAAAAACUGAACAUACUGCUGGUUGCUGUGGUGGCCCAAGUUCCAGAGUCCCAAAGACCACAGGAGAAGACUAGAUCGAUUGGCCUGGAUAUACCGCUUGACUUUGAAGAUGAGAUGGAAUUUGAGGAGUGUACCGAAUACCUGGCUAUUAAUCCUUACGUAAAGAGUGAUGUUCGAGUUGGACACAAAACUCUGGCAUUUUUCAUUUGCGACUCUCAAAAAACCGCCAGUCGAGCCAGUGUGUACUGUGCCGAAUGUCACGGGAAACAAACAUCGAUAAGACCGUCACAAAUACAUGCUUGCAAUUGUCAACCAGGCAAGAUUCGUGGGCUCAAUCGGUUGCGCAGUAAAAACAUCAAACGCUGGAUCACAAGUCGAAGGAAAACCAACCAGGCUUUGGAAUCCCUCGGUGGGCUGGCUAUGUCGGAACAUCCACUGUUGCCGUCGUCCGGUGCAGACCGACGAGAGGGACAGUCUGAAACAAUUGAGAACAACGGGUUUGAACCCGAAACUAGACGGCGAAGACAGUCAGAUCCGACUGCUUCCCGAUCGAAUCAGUUUCACGAGAACAUCCGACUAGAUAUUACUGGUAUGUAUCACUGCAGCGAUUCACGCGACUUUGAAGACAGUCUAUUACAAAAAUACCUAAGCACGGCUCCCUCCGGGUGGAAAAGCAAAAAACUAGUCAAUCAUAUCCUUUUGUGCAUUAUGGCUGACAAGGAUAAACCCUUGUUGGGUCUGCAUUCGUUUGUGAUGCCUUUAAGAGCAAGUCACUUUCACACUGACCAGCUGAAACCCAUUGUGAUUUUGAGUGAAGAGACCUAUCUGAGGCGUGAAUGGCCAAAUAUCGAUCAGUUUCCUGAUGUCUAUUGCCUUCCUGGAAGUCCGCUGUCGCGCGCCGACCUUAGAGCAGCCCGCAUCCGGUUUUGUUCUUCUUGUGUCGUUCUCGGAUCAACUCUGCAGACGCGCACAGAUGAUCCGUACAUGAUGGACAAAGAGGUUGUCCUUUGCUCUCUCAAUAUUCGGGGCAUGCGAUUUCCUCCGCUUAAUCCAAAUAAUCUCUCAAUUGCCACUCCUUACCGGCGUUUCGGGACCGAGAUUCCUCUACUGACUGAACUCACCGCAGAUGCCAAUAUACACUACUUGGAUCCUGAUGAUAAGUUGUCUGGAGAGACUCAUGUACCUGCAUCUUUGACAGCUCCGUUCGCUCAAGGUAUCGCUUUUACAACCUCUGUGUUAGACGUCCUCGCAAGUACUGCUUACUUUGACCGGAAUGCUAUGACACUAAUACGGCACCUCAUCACGGGUGGAGUAACACCUGCCUUGGAACAAUGGCUUGCAGAGGGUGGUGGGCUAGACGGUUACGGUAAAAGUGACUUGAGACCAGAAACAGAAGGCAAAAGUGACAGAUCACCUUAUCGAUCGGUCAUCCACUCUAAAAACCAAUACUGUCUUUGGGAAAGUCGACAACGACCGCGUGUAGCUCAACUUUCUGUGAUGGAUCCAAUUCUUCGUCCCGGAUUUCCAAACACCCGUGCGUUGUCCACGUUUGGCAAGCUCUUCUGUUUUGCCAUCAGAGAAAGGGGUAUUCUGUGUCUAGGCAUUUAUCGUAACAAUUAUAUUGAUGAGAACGAUUACAAUUUGGACAGCGACUGUCGUUUAACUGUGGAAAAUGUUGUUACAGAACGGCGGCCUGUGGUGCAGCCUUUGAAACCAGUCAUUCCACAGUCUAAACCAGCGGGGACAGGUCGACGCCUAAGCACUUCGGCCCAACCGGUGGAUGAUAUGCUUCGGAAGUUUUCGUUACACCUGCAACGCGAAAGCUCGAUGCUUAAACCAACUGACUUGCGGUCGUUUUCUCAACCGUUAAAUGGUCCUGUGAACGUGACCAAUCGAUAUGUGAUCACAAACCCGCCCAACUCAUUUCGUCUGCAUCGAUCAGACCUUGUGUUUUGUCUCUGUCCAUUUGAACCAACACCCCAAGGUUGUCCAUCCCCUUCCUAGAUGUUCAAAAUUCAAAUGCGUCAUCAAUCUCCAGUACUGCUAUUUAUGUCAUGUUCAAAGUUAAAUAUGUACGUUUCCUGUAAAGAGGUGUUGUUCCAAGUGUCAUCAAAGAUCUAUUAAAGCAUUUAUUGACAGUCAGCUAUUGAUUGUUUUUAUUGACCAUUCGUGUGCAUAAAGUUAACCAAGUGAAGUAAUGCUACAUUUUCUCGUAUUCCCACAAGUGUUUGACCGUUUGACUGGCCUUCUGUCAGUUUAUUACUACAUUACAUGGAUCGUCUUCCGAA
This is a messenger RNA of Opisthorchis viverrini, 4456 nucleotides long. RefSeq lists its product as hypothetical. Bases 6 to 4172 code for a protein of 1388 amino acids. Gene Ontology annotation, cellular component: membrane. Gene Ontology annotation, biological process: transmembrane transport; potassium ion transport. The transcript is spliced from 4 exons. Gene Ontology annotation, molecular function: large conductance calcium-activated potassium channel activity. NCBI's taxonomy places the organism in Eukaryota, Metazoa, Platyhelminthes, Trematoda, Opisthorchiida, Opisthorchiidae. The record is from RefSeq and is a predicted model, not a curated record.